This is a messenger RNA of Cydia splendana, 980 nucleotides long. RefSeq lists its product as uncharacterized. The record is from RefSeq and is a predicted model, not a curated record. Bases 89 to 568 code for a protein of 159 amino acids. The transcript has 3 exons. Lineage: Eukaryota; Metazoa; Arthropoda; Insecta; Lepidoptera; Tortricidae.
GGCGGAGACAGUUGCAGUGCCAAACAAAUCAGUGUGCCGAUAAUUGGCUAGUUUAUCUAUAGGUGCCGACCCGAUUACACGCCGCACAAUGGCCGACGAAAUCAUGGAUCACGAAGACGCGCCAAAAAUCAACAUCGCUGGCGCCAUCGGCGAAAAACUACAGGAAUCCAUCAAAAACAUGGACGUAAUGUCUAUGCUCAGAAACAUGGUCGACCAAGUACCUCAAGACGAGGAUGCUGAAGGCGUGCAGGAUAAACUAAAAGAUGUCAUAGAGAAAUAUAACGCCAUGACAGAUGAGGAAAGGGAGGAAUUUACCAGUAAAAUGAAAGAGGCAAUAGUGAGCAAGAUCUCGAUGAAAUUGCAGGAUCCUAAUGCGAUUGAUAUGAGCGGUAUUCAGGAGGCUAUUGAGGAAGCUGUUAAGUUUCAGCUGAUGUUGAUUGGUGGAGCGAUAAUUCUGUUCGUGAUACUCUUAGUAUUCUUCGGCUACAAACUAUACAAGUCCAUAAAAGACAAAGAAGUUAAAAGGGAAGAAAAGAAGAAAGCGAAGCAGAUGAAGAAGAAGAAAUGACCUACCGACCUGACCAUCGACAAACUGUACUCUAGUUUUUAUCGUUUUAUCGCUGUGGAUAAAACUUGUCAUGUCAAAUUAUUAAAGCCUGACUAGUAAUAUAUGAUCAUUGUCAAGAGGGCGCUGUUAUUCUCAUGUACAGGAUGACAGUUCAGUAUAGUAUGAAAAUAUUAGUUCCAGUGAAAUUCCGCAACAUGGCGCGUGAUCAUAUAUUCCCGGUCAGGCUGUAUAUGUAUUUUGACUAAUGCGUGACGUGUUUUAUUCUCAAGUCAAUUGCAUCGUGGUUAAGAAAUGACAUGACAAUUUUAUCGAUAUCGAUAAACGAUAUAAACGUGACAAAGACAGACUCGAAGCAUUUACAAUUUAACAGUUUUUAUUUCCUAAGAAUAUAAUAUAUGUUUUAUUAUUUCUG